AUCUGUUGGAUCGUCGAAAACAACAGUCACUCUUUAUAUGGUAAAUGUGGUUCUGCUCAAGGAACAAAGCUUGCAAUCAAUUUUAGGAUUAAGGAUCCUGAUUUUUCUACCACAUUAAUUAAAGAAUUCGGUAUUUCUUGUAGUUCAUUUUUUUGGAAAGAGGCUGGGCUAACUGCAUUCACUAUUGGUGCUGUGUUUGCUGUACCUGUAAUGUCAGCGCUAGCUGACGAGUACGGACGUAGACCGAUCACAUUAGCAGCCAUGACCGCUUCAGACUUACUCUACUUCAGGCUCAUCGCUCAUGUACUUGCUUCUUUUUCACCUAAUUAUUACAUUUUUGUUUUGUUACGCCUUAUUAUUGGAGCAGCAAGUGACGUAAGCUUUUUCCUAAGUGAAGAAUUUUUUAGUCAGGUUCGUGCAUGGAUCACUCUCGUUCUAACGAUUGCUUGGGUUUUCGGGAUGUUUUGGGUUGGUCUAUUGUCUCUCGUUAUAAACGAGUGGCGUACGAUGUACUUUGCAUGCGCUGCUCCUGGAAUUCUUUACCUACCAGAGUCACCGCAUUUUUUAAUUCAACACGCAAAAUACAAAGAGAUUGAAGAAUACAUAAAAAUUUCUAACAGGCUUGCGAUGUCUCUUUAUUAUUACGGCCUCUCCCUUAUCUCAGUUGAUUUGAGUGAGGAUCGAUUUACUAGCUUCAUGUUAUCGGCAUUUGUAGAGAUACCCGGUGGCUUGGCUGUUCUCCCGUUAAUGCUUUAUGCUGGCCGACGAAAUGUGUGCUUGAUAUCAAUGGUUGUACAAGGCGUCGCCAUCGCUAUUGCUCCGUUUGUCCGUGUUUUGAUGAGCUCCUUUGAGUAUCUACAGGUCAUUUACGAACAUAGCAGUCAUAUCACAUAUACGGUACAUCCCAUAUACGUCUCUGAAAUGGCUCCGACAUCCGUUCGUUCGCUCUUCUACUCGCUCAUCAACGGGCCACAAAGCUUAGGAAUGAUUGUGGCACCGUAUUUGCGUCAUACAGUAUGUUUAACUCAAAACAUCCUACAUUUAAAUCGCGGGCUAUGCGUGUUCCUUCCCGAAACUAAGAAUCGACCUAUGCCAUCGGACAUCAAAAGCCUGACCACUUCCGGUGCUUGCACGUUUGAUAAUAGAGACAGGGAGGAAUUGAUGAGGUCAGUGAAGGCAGAGAUGCUUAACAUUGCUUCUUCCCAAGAACGUCGUUAUCGAGAAUUUACUGAGAUUCUUUAG
Messenger RNA from Angiostrongylus costaricensis, 1242 nucleotides. NCBI's taxonomy places the organism in Eukaryota, Metazoa, Nematoda, Chromadorea, Rhabditida, Metastrongylidae. The record is from the annotation of a GenBank genome assembly.